GGCCCCUCCCACUCGACGCCUUCAUGUUCAGGUACUAGCUGCAACCAACUGCUACGCUUCCUGUCAACCGGACAGUGGCAUUGGAACCGUAACGACGUAUUUUCUCAGGUUUAUUGUGGAGUCAGGUCGACGACAACUCCCAACUCUACCAUCCGAGCAUAGUUCGCUGCGAAAUAUUGUUGAUAAAGUGCUGACCGUAGUGAAUGUCCUCAUGCCAGUCCUCCACUAGCGAAUUCUGAAGUGAAGGGCUACGCGGAAAGGACAGGGAAAGGUGACACUCGUGAGAAGCCUCUCUUUAUAGUGUUAACGGCUGAAAAGGUAUCGGACAUCACUCGGGUUGUUCACUAGAUUGCAAUGACAGAGGCAAUUAAGGAUGCCAAGUUGCUGGAGGUGAAACAGGCCAGCAAAGAAGUCAAGGAGAGCGAGAAUGUAGCGGAGAAAUAUUCCGCUAUGACAGUCAGGACCGCCGAGAUGAACGUGGAAGAAUUGUCCGCAGCCUUCACUGCAGUACCUACUCACAAAUCUGUCAAGAAGCAGAUCCAGUUUGCCAACACGGAGGACAAGCAGGAGUUCAGCAAGUUCCCCACCAAGGCCGGCCGACGCUCCCUCUCUCGAUCCAUCUCCCAGUCCUCUACUGACAGCUACAGCUCAGCGGCCUCCUACACGGACAGCUCUGACGAUGAGACGUCUCCGCGGGAGAAGACCCAGGCCAACUCCAAAGGCAACAGCGACUUCUGCGUCAAGAACAUCAAGCAGGCCGAGUUCGGACGCCGCGAGAUCGAGAUCGCUGAGCAAGACAUGUCUGCCCUGAUGGCGUUGAGGAAGAGGGCACAGGGAGAGAAGCCUCUGGCGGGGGCCAAGAUAGUGGGCUGCACCCACAUCACCGCACAGACUGCCGUGCUUGUGGAGACGCUGGUGGCGUUGGGAGCUCAGUGUCGCUGGACCGCCUGCAACAUCUACUCCACCCAGAACGAGGUGGCAGCCGCCCUGGCAGAGUCCGGUGUGGCGGUGUUUGCAUGGAAGGGGGAGUCGGAGGAUGACUUCUGGUGGUGCAUCGACCGCUGUGUCAACACAGAGGGCUGGCAAGCCAAUAUGAUCCUGGAUGAUGGAGGGGACCUGACCCACUGGGUCUACAAGAAGUACCCCAACGUCUUCAAGAAGGCCCAGGGCAUUGUGGAGGAGAGCGUCACUGGAGUCCACAGGCUGUACCAGCUGUCUAAGGCGGGCAAGCUGUGUGUCCCCGCCAUGAAUGUGAAUGACUCAGUCACCAAGCAGAAAUUCGACAACCUCUACUGUUGCCGGGAGUCCAUACUGGACGGGUUGAAGAGGACCACAGAUGUGAUGUUCGGAGGAAAGCAAGUGGUGGUCUGUGGCUAUGGAGAGGUUGGAAAGGGAUGCUGCAUGGCACUUAAAGCCUUGGGAGCCAUCGUCUGCAUCACCGAGAUAGACCCCAUAUGUGCCUUGCAGGCCUGCAUGGAUGGCUUUCGUGUAGUGAAGCUGAACGAAGUCAUUCGCCAAAUGGACAUGGUCAUCACGUGCACAGGAAAUAAGAACGUGGUGACCAGGGAGUACUUGGACCGCAUGAAGAACGGCUGCAUCGUAUGCAACAUGGGCCACUCCAACACCGAGAUCGACGUGGCCAGUCUGAGGACCCCGGAGUUGACGUGGGAGAGGGUGCGGUCCCAGGUGGACCACGUCAUCUGGCCCGAUGGGAAGAGGGUCAUCCUGCUGGCAGAGGGUCGGCUCCUGAACCUCAGCUGUUCCACCGUCCCCUCCUUUGUACUCUCCAUCACCGCUACCACUCAGGCCUUGGCCCUGAUCGAGCUGUACAACGCCCCAGAGGGACGCUACAAGCAGGAUGUCUACCUGCUGCCCAAAAAGAUGGAUGAGUAUGUGGCGAGUUUGCACCUUCCAAACUUCGACGCUCACUUGACUGAGCUGUCCGAUGAGCAGGCCAAGUACAUGGGACUGAACAAGAACGGACCAUUCAAGCCCAAUUACUACAGAUAUUAAUUAUGAAGAGGAAAAGUAAGACAUGCAAGAGGAAAUCAGUAGUCUUCAGAGUCCAAAAGUAACUUUUUUAUUAUUAAUAUAAUUUCAAAUCAAGUUUUAAUCUAUUAUGAGUCAAUAUUUAUAUCUUCAUGAUACAAUUAAAUAUCCAAUUAUAUACCUAUAGGUAUGGUGACCAAUGAUACUUCCUUAAUUCUCCAGUUAUAAAGAUUAUGUCUUAAAUGAUGUCUUAAUAUAUGUUUUCUAUUGUUGAUUGAUUACUUUUUUAAGAAUCCAAAUGGGAACUUGUUACUGAUAGUCCACUAACAGAAAUAUUGCAAACCGUGCCAAAGUCUGGCCACACAAUUGGAACAGAAUGUAUUAUGUAUUCUUUGUGUGGUGUUAGUUUUUUUUUUUCCCUGUUAUAUACUGUAUGUGUUGUCAAAAAGGAAAGAUAUAGGAAAAGAUAAAUAUAAUUUAGAUCAUUAUUGAUAAGGAAAUGUCAAAAUUAAUCAACAUUUAAUGCAUCAGAGAUCCCUAUGUUAGAAUGUUGACCUGUAUUUCUGUGUUACAUGUGUAAAAUGAAGGAAAGGAAAAAACAUGUAUAGUGGAUUAAAUAAUUUUUACUGAUAUAUUAUUUCUAUUUUAGCUUCUAUUUUAGAAAAACAAGUUAUUUGUGUAAGCUUUACUAAGCUCAGGAGUGCAUGGAGCACAGAUAUAGAUGUAAUAUUACUCCCUGGACCUGGAAUCUUCUCUGUCUUCAAAGCAGGGAUUACCCAUCACCACCAGUCAUCAUCACUGCAUCAAAUGCUGCUGUAAUAGGCACUUAUGUAUUUCAACACUUCAUUAUCAAUUACCGUAAUUAUGUUUUCCAGUUGCCUUAUUUAGAGGAAAUGACAGGAGGUUAUUAUACACGAUUAUGUUUUGGUUGUUAUCAUAGUAAGCAGGCUGUUUCCAAAAGACUGAAAUGCCUCAACUCCUCUGCAAAACCUGGAAAUCACACUACACAGCAUGGCACUUACUAUUAUCAUCUUUUUCCCGAGUUAACCAUUUUCAGUAGCUGUUGUAAUUGACUUGUUGAGCUUAUAAGAUAUUUUUUACAUCUUAUAUUUUGUGACUUCAUGUUUAUAAAAUAACUCAUUACCCUAUAUAUGCCUACUCUGUAACACUCAAUUCCUCUAUUUUCUCCUAAUAACCUGGACCCUUUAAGAGCUUGUGUAUGUAGGCUACACUUGUAGUGCAAAAAGGCUUGAAGGAAACAUCACUGUGAAUUUCAACAUGGGAAACCAUUUACCAUACGUGUUGAUUUUCUUGAUGACUGAGAUAUGCGUCUGGACACCUAGUCUUUCCCAUGGCCUCACUGUGUGUCGUUAUAUUCGCAGCAUAUGUGUGUUGUGUUUCAAAUGUAUGGAGUAAAUGCUGUUUUAGUGCAAAUAUUUGCAUCAUAAUAAAUAAAGUUAUAUGUCACUCAAGUUAGUCACGAGUUUUGUUUUAUUUCUUUACGUUCUGAGUUACUCACCACCACCAUGACGAAGGGUAGGCUACCAUUACGCUAAUGUCCGCUAAUGUAAUUUAUCCGAUAAAGUGCUGUGCGUUAUUACGCAGAAUAUUUCCUUGUAAUAACUCGUCUCAACGACUAAUGUAAGCAAUUCCUCCGUGAACGCGACAGACUGUAACUAAACUGUCGUCUUGUCUUUGGGCUGUGCGCAA
Engraulis encrasicolus (European anchovy) is the source of this 3699-nucleotide messenger RNA. It is a transcript of the gene ahcyl1, whose product is annotated as adenosylhomocysteinase-like 1. The record is from RefSeq and is a predicted model, not a curated record. Gene Ontology annotation, cellular component: cytosol. The coding region runs from base 355 to 2013 and encodes 552 amino acids. The transcript is spliced from 17 exons. NCBI's taxonomy places the organism in Eukaryota, Metazoa, Chordata, Actinopteri, Clupeiformes, Engraulidae. Gene Ontology annotation, biological process: L-methionine cycle.